UGUAGGGUGGAUUGAAAGCUGUAAUUUGGACUGAAACUUUUCAGACUAUGUUAAUGAUAGUAUGCAUCUUAUCAAUGUAUGUAGCUUGUGUUGGAGAUGAAGGUAGCUUUUAUGAAAUAUUUGAAAAAGCAAACUUGGGGCAAAGGUUGAAUAUUAAUUUUGAAAUGGAUCCCAGUAGAAGAUAUAGUUUCUUGGCAUGCAUAAUCUCAGGCUUAGUUUACGGAUUAUGUUUUCAUGGAACAAACCAAAUUCAAGUACAGAAAGUUCUCAGCUUGAGUAAUGCAAACAAAGCAAAAUCUUCACUUCAGUGGUCUAUUUUACCAGUGUCUUUGAUGUAUGUUGGAUGUGCUAUGAUUGGAAUUAUUUUAUAUUCUAUUUACUACGAUUGUGAUCCAAUUUUAAAUGAAGAGCAAACUGGAAUUACCAGAUAUAAUCAAUUGGUUCCAGCAUUUAUAUUGAGCAAAUAUAGCUCCAUCUCUGGAAUGACAGGGCUCUACAUAGCUGGGAUUUUCAGCGCUUCAUUAGGCACAAUGUCAUCAGCACUAAACUCUGCUUCUACUAUAACUGUAUAUGACUUUAUAAAGCCUCUCUACAAAAAUGGAGACUUGUCAGAUAUCAAAAUGUACUGGUUGGCCAAAGUAAUGUCUAUAUUCUAUGGAGCAGUUUGCAUUUGCUUGAGUUUUAGCUUCUCAUGUUUGAAAAUACCUCUACAACUUGCCACUGCCUUGAUCAGAGUUACUCAAGGACCGAUCCUGGCAGUGUUUUUGGUUGGAGUUUUGAGUAGGAAAGCUUCUGAUAAGUGUGUAUCGUUUGCUUUCAUUGCGGGAAAUGUAAUAACUUCUUGGAUAGCAUUUGGAUCUUUGUUUUCUCAUUAUAAUGAACCUUCUCUGCCUUUGAGUAUCAACAUGUGCAAUAAUCACAAUACAACCAAUUAUGAUUAUCUGAAUAUAUCAUCUACUUUUAACCUAGAAGAAACAUCUUUCUCAUCUUUAUCUACUGAGUUACCACACGCGUAA
Molecule: messenger RNA, 1016 nt
Organism: Parasteatoda tepidariorum (common house spider)
Lineage: Eukaryota; Metazoa; Arthropoda; Arachnida; Araneae; Theridiidae
Product: sodium-coupled monocarboxylate transporter 1
Biological process (GO): transmembrane transport; sodium ion transport
Cellular component (GO): membrane
Molecular function (GO): symporter activity
Source: RefSeq, a predicted model, not a curated record